AUGAGUAGUGAAAAUAAACAACAGGAAAACGAAGGCGUGGUAUGUGGGCACCGUGUAGUCAAAACUAGCGAUGCAAAAUGGUUAUGUCUUGAAGAUAUAUAUCAAAAAUUCCAUCGACCUAACGCGUACGACAUAGGCGGCACUAACGUCGGAGAUGUUGCGGAUUAUUGGUUCAUGUACAUAACAAAAGCUGUUGCUGAUAUAUUUCUUUUAGAACUAUUUAUUUCAAGUCACCAAGAAGAGUCAUUCAUUGUUGCUGUCAGCAGUACCAGAGGCAAGCCCCCUGGCUUGGCGCGCUCGAAUCCGCGACCC
Messenger RNA from Iphiclides podalirius (scarce swallowtail), 312 nucleotides. NCBI's taxonomy places the organism in Eukaryota, Metazoa, Arthropoda, Insecta, Lepidoptera, Papilionidae. The record is from the annotation of a GenBank genome assembly.